Messenger RNA from Penicillium angulare, 216 nucleotides. RefSeq lists its product as uncharacterized. The transcript is spliced from 2 exons. The record is from RefSeq and is a predicted model, not a curated record. NCBI's taxonomy places the organism in Eukaryota, Fungi, Ascomycota, Eurotiomycetes, Eurotiales, Aspergillaceae. Bases 1 to 216 code for a protein of 71 amino acids.
AUGGUAUUUACAAUCGUGUCUGAAGAACCGAAAUGGAAGUUCUUAAUCCUUAUUGAUCUCAUUGCUGACGCUUCCAAUUCUUCUUCGCAGAUCGCUUUGCGAAACAUCUCUGCCCUACCUCGAUUUCCCAUGUCCUCGUUCACAAAUGCCAUUUUGCGUUUUGUCCAGGAGGCUAUGCCAAUUGUGGCCCGCAUGGCCAUCGAGGCCAUACGCUAG